Molecule: messenger RNA, 1667 nt
Organism: Drosophila eugracilis
Lineage: Eukaryota; Metazoa; Arthropoda; Insecta; Diptera; Drosophilidae
Exons: 4
Coding region: 238-990 (250 amino acids)
Source: RefSeq, a predicted model, not a curated record
CAUAUAGUACCUUUUUUUUAUUAAUUCACCAGUGCAGUUUUUACUCAAACCAUAGGGAAAAGCUCCGGAAAAGUUUGGGUUGCGUGGGUGUUGUCCCCACUCCACGUUUUUGCGAGGUCUCCAAGUAGUCAAUUGCAUGACGAAACAGUCGCGGAACAGUUGCGUCGCUCUUUGAUUAGCUGGAAAGCGGGAAAAAUCCAUAAAUUGAUUGAGGAAAAACAGGAAAACUCAAAUAAAAUGCUGCUGCCGACGGUAAGCGGAUCAUCCGCCGUUGGAUACAAGUGGAAAAACUGUUGUCGGCGCAGCUGGGAAAUGCUAAUGUCACCCGUAUCUCCCAAGAAUCUAAGGACCACGGCCUUGCUGACCAGCAUCUAUCAGUUGUUGAUCUCGCACUGUGCCCUUUUCCUGGUUCUUUUGGGCUUGGCUCAUGCUGAGCAGAUGUGCGAGGUCUUGGAGCUGGACAUCCUGGACCAGAAGGACAAUGGUUUCUACAACAUGUCACCCUUCCACAACGAUCUUCGCCUGCAGACUGCUUCCCAACUGGCAGCAGCCACUGAAAAUCUACUCUACGUGAUGGCUGGAGUUGCGGGAAUUUACUCCAUCAGUACCAUAUCCCUGUUCUUCGGAGUCUACAAGAAUCGACCGGGCCUAAUCAUUCCCUGGCUUGUUGUGGAGUUCUUUUUGAUGAUGGGUCUGGGAGUUCUAGUUUUCAUGCUAAGAGAUACGAAAGUGGUGCAGUUACUGGGUGGUCAAGUGCCCUACUUUAUCGUCUGCUACAUCUUGAUCUGCAUGGACUACUGCAAGUGGUAUGUUAUGCACAGCUUCUACCAGAGUCUGCGUACCAUGAACAAACUCCGGGAGAUUGCCACUGUGGCUAUACCUUGUCCAGCUCCAGGAGCCAUACCCUAUCGUUUCCAACGCGAGCACAUGUAUCUGGGCAGCAAUGGCUAUAAGCACAUCCUUACCGAAUCUCCCGAUGGCCAGUGUUAAGUAGAUGAAAAGAGAUUCAAUUUUUGGAACUUCCCCAUCAGGUGUCUUGAUUGCAGUUGUACUACAGUUUCUGUAUUGCAAAACAGAGUGUGAUAUGGUUAUAGAAGAGAUACUAUUUUAGAUAGCCAACGGAUAUGGAAAGAGGAAGGCAUAUUAACACAUAUUACGAAUCGUUGAAGCUCGUCUAUAUCCCAAGAGGAAAGACAGUUCAAAGCAGUCGGCAAUAUUGGUUUGCCGGCAAAUACAUAAACUAUUUUUGUGUAGAACUAACUCUUAAAGUCGCGUAAGCCACGUUACUACUCCAGCACCUAAAUAAAAGUUUGGAAGUGAAGAAACGAAUUUUAAAAAUAAAAUAAUAACUUAGAAAUUGCCAGAACUCGAACUCGGGACUUCCAAGCGAAGUCCGCACACUCUAACCUCUAGGCUACGAAAGCAAGAGAAACGCGAAGGCUUAAGUCUCAGUUUGAUGCGGAAUGUUAGACUCGAUUGAUUUUAAAUUGGCAUUCGAAUAAAUAUCAACGAAGUUUAAAGUUUAUUUUCUUUGUAGAAAUAACAGAAGUUUACUAUACCUACUAAAUAUGCCUUAAAUUCAGUUAACUAGCAAUAUUUUAAGUAUUCCUGUUUUGUAGCACAGAACAACAAAAGUAUGAAUAUCAAAUAAAAGUGCAACAUUUUAA